This is a messenger RNA of Cheilinus undulatus (humphead wrasse), 925 nucleotides long. RefSeq names its product MYC binding protein. Gene Ontology annotation, cellular component: nucleus. The transcript has 5 exons. Gene Ontology annotation, biological process: regulation of DNA-templated transcription. Gene Ontology annotation, molecular function: transcription coactivator activity. Lineage: Eukaryota; Metazoa; Chordata; Actinopteri; Labriformes; Labridae. The record is from RefSeq and is a predicted model, not a curated record. Bases 423 to 734 code for a protein of 103 amino acids.
GAUUAUGUAAGAGAUCAAAAAGUGAUACGACCGAUAAUGAAAAUCAAAAGACAAAAACAUUUGGUCAGAGCUGUAAACUCACUUUAGGUUUGCGCAUGCGCUUCACUGUCCACAGUUGCUAAAGUUAGCCUUUAAGCCAUAAACAAAUUUGUUGAACAGAGCAAUGUAAAAAAGCAUUCCUUUUUUUACUCGUACUCCCUCCACCUCCGUAAUUCUAAUUUAACGGAUAAAAUCUUGUAAAAAAUGCAUUUCCGCAUAGGAGCGGCCAAUUUUACGUGUUGUUAUGGCAACGAAUGUGCCACCUGUGAGUUGUAGGCUAAAGCAAACGUCCAUCGACGCUACAAGGAGUCUGUAAGCCAGCGUUAAAUAACGUUUCCUACAUUUCCAGGCUACUUACAAAUCAGAUAGUAGACUUCGAAUUCAUGGCCCAUUAUAGAGCUUCAGAAUCAAAGAGGGAGCAGUUCAGGCGAUAUCUAGAGAAGUCUGGGGUCCUUGACACUUUAACAAGCGUGUUAGUGGCACUUUAUGAAGAAACUGACAAACCUAACAAUGCACUGGAUUUCAUAAAGCUCCACCUGGGAGCGACUGGUUCAGAGCCAGCAGAUGCUGAAGCUCUUCGCAUGGAGCUGGCUGAGCUACAACAGAAAUGUAACCUGCUCAUGGAGGAGAACAAAGAGCUGAGAAACAGGCUGAUGCAGUAUGAAGCAGCACCUGAGGAUGGAGCAGGAGAGUAGAGAGGAGUUUUGUCUUGAGUUCUGGGGUAAAAACAUGACAAAAUAGCAUUUUUUAAGAAUAGGUUUAUGUUUAUUACAUUCAAGGGAUGUACAGCGAACACAAAAUCACUGUUAUUUUUUUGUUAUACAAACAAAAAACAACUUUUACUUCUUAAGAAAUAAAAACAACUUGUUUUCCAACAUGUGGCAUC